GCGAAAAGUCCCAAAAGUUUUCAGCCACAGCUGCGACGUUCCUUUGUUGCGAAGGUUCACAUGCAUCUAUUCAUCCCCACUGGAUCUAUAGCUCCUUGCUAAGGUAGCUAACUGGCUAGUCGAACCUAUCGAAGACACUGCAUCAAGUAAGCCAGACCUGGAGACGCUGAACGGCUGAAAAUUGGAACGAUGAGAUACCCACAUCCGACCAGAUAUCGUUACAUCGGCAAUUUUGUUGGCUCUCGGGGCCUGCCAAUAAUUCGACCAGGGACGAGGCGACUGGUUUCGCCUUCACCAUUCUUGAUAGGAUUAGAAGAAAGAACUGGUGGUUUCCGUCAUUAUUUGUCGUCUACUGCCACUACAAGCCAGACGAAUCUCCAAUCGAUCCGAGGCGUGCAUACACAAGAACCUUUUCUGGCCACCCGAUACUACACAACCAUCUCUGGUAGUGACCUGGAAGAACAGGAGAGACAGGAUGUGCGAUUAUCAUCCUCUGCUCCAAACAAUGGGGACGAUUUUUCUAAUUCUCUGAAAUUGCACCAGAAGAAUCCAUCUCAGACCCAAGUGGAUGAGCUGCAUCCUCAAGUGCAAGAAUUCAUUGAAAAAAUCAAAGCCAUCAAUCCACAAUCUGUUCGUGACGAAAAAAUUGUGGUGCAAGUAUUGGAAGAAUCCUGGAAUUGGUUGGAAGAACAGCAACAGGUUGGCAAUAUGGCUGCUACGGUCACAUUGACCGAAUCGAUGCAGCAUUUGCUGGAUUUAUGGAUUGCCAUGCACCUGCAAAACUCCACUCGUCCCCGUACUUGUCGACCCUUUGAAAUUCUGCUCGCAACAUGGUCGUUGGCGGCGGAUGCCCAGAUCGCCUUGUUGGAAACAACGGAUGAUAGCACCACGUUUCAUCCAGCCAAUCAAGCCAUGAACGUAUUGGUGCGUUGGUACGAACUGUUGGGAGGGCAUGUCGAAUUGAAACCGGUCAUAAACGACUACAACCUGGUAUUGGGAGUUUUUUCCACGGUUUCCACCCAUCUGGCACAACAAGAAGGACAGCAAGAUCAGGUGGUCUUUUUGGCGUCAGAGGCAUACGACACGGUUCAGAAUCUCAAUACGUGGGGAUAUACUAGCACACCCACCGUGGAAACCAACGCACACCUCAUUCGCUGUUUGACCAAUGUCGUGACGGCAUUGGCACCCGUGGCUGCUCGAUCCCAAUAUUACGAUGAACACGACAAAAGUGUGAUUGUCAUUGACAAGCUCAAGACAGCUUGGACACAACUGCAAGACACAAUGAAGGAUGGCGUACAGGCCGAAGCAACUAAACAGUUUGGUGAUCCCAACAACUCAAAAUUGUCAAUUUUUGACUUUGAUACCACCCGAAAACAAAAUCCAGAAGCACUCUUUUUCUUUUGCCAAGCUCUUUGCGAUGCACUGGUAGCUUCCAAGGAGGUAAUACAAGCCAACCGACGAAUACCCGCGCAAUACGGGUUGCCAGUGUCAUCCAAAAAGGACGAAGAGCCAUGGCAUAGUUGGGGCCGGGCACUCGUGGAGUACAUCAUGGAUCAUCCCGAACGAUCGGCGUCCAUUCUCCAAUACGCACAACGGGACAGCAGUGUGUCACCGGCAAUCUACCAAACCUUAAUAGACGGCUGCGGAGCAUGGCAGUCGUUGCUGUUCAAUUCUGUAAGGGAUUCUCCUGGAGCAGUUGCUGCGUCUGAAGUCCACAAUAUCUUGGAACGCAUCAACGCCUUGACUCGAAGGUUUGGUGGUGACAGUGAGCUAGAAAACUAUGUUGCUCUUAUCCCCAUGUAUUUUGUGACCAUCCAAGCGUGGGAAUCUGUAAUAUCCAACACGGCAACAAGCCAUGACGACAAAGAGACUGCCAUGCGCAUCCAAAAUGAAGUCUUGCGCCAAUGGUGGGAUCAACAUGAGCGUUUGACAGCUCGAUAUGACAUGGAGGUGCAAUCAAUGGUGGGAGAAGGCAUCAUGGGGGGCAAUCCAGGCUUGUCCAAGGCAAAAUUCCAGCAGUUGCGACAGGAAACCGCACUAUCUUCCAGUUUUCUCAUGAAUGCGCUGUUUGAGGUGGGCCAUGUAGAGAAGGUCAACGACAUGUGGAAGGGAAUGACAUCACGCGAACUUCCCCUCGAUGCAACCUCCUAUGGUAUUAUCCUCAAGGCUCUCGCGGAUAGCAAGCGACGGGAUGCGGCACCAACAGCUCAUAAGAUAUUGCAGCAAAUGAGAGCUGAUGGCAAGGCAAUUCACUCCAAUCACUAUGCCUCUGUUUUGGUGGCGUGGUCACGAAGCCGUGACAGCAAAGCGCCUCAACGGGCACUUAAAGUUUUCAGUCAGCUUUGCAAAGACUACAGCUCUGUGCUGCAACGCGACGACAGCGAUGCAGGCGCAUUGAAACCCAGGGCAGUGCACUAUGGUUCUCUGCUGUCAACCUUGGCAAGAUGCCGCGAGCGACAUGAUGAUGUGGAUUCUGCUACCUUGGACGUGGUACACGAUAUGUUGGAACACUCUCCCCCAGAGCAACGGAGUGAGGUGGCUUGCAAUGCUGCCUUUAAUGCUCUUGCAAGAGUGGCUACACUCGACGCAGCGUUGUUGUCGCAGCGCCUUCUCGAUGACAUGCAUUCUGUCUACGAUAGAUUCAAAGACCCUACCAUGCGUCCGCAGAUGUUUGACUACGGGAAUUGCAUGCACACAUGGGCACGGGCAGCAGCAAAGGGGCAAGCAGGAGACGCUUACUUGAAGAUCAAAGAGAUCCUCGUGCGUGUGGAAUCAGAGUUUCUGGCUUCUGGCAAAGACCCGGCGCUUCUCCCAAGUAACGUUCAGUAUCUUGCACUUGUCAACUCGAUUCUGAGCACAGGGCGAGUGGAUGUCGGGGAUCAGGCAGAAGCGGUCUGGCGGGAAAUGCUGGAAAAGGCGGCCCAGGGGAAUGCCGAGCCACCGCAUGAAUGGGUUUGCAACAAAGUGAUCGAAGCACUCUCAAAAUCAGGUGGACAACACAUCGGUGAAAGAGCGGAAGCGAUUCUAGAAACCAUGAAGGUAGCAUUCGACGUCGAGGGCAUCGUUGAAGCCAAACCUAAAAUGUAUGCUUACCGCGGUGUCGUUCAAGCCUGGAGCAGGAGCACGAAUGCCAAUAAAGCUGCUCGCGCCGAGCGUCUUUUGGCAGAAAUGCACAAUUUGUUCGAUAAUGAAGGGAAUCUGGACGUGAAACCAGACCCCUGGACCUAUUCUGAAGUUUUGAAUGCUUGUGUUCACACACCCGUAUCUGCCAAUGCAAGCCAACGUGAAAAGGCCGUGCACGUCGCGCUGCAGACAAUCGUCGACAUGCACAAGCGGCAAGAUGUUGUGUAUCCUUUCGCCUACAGGUUGGCAUUUGAUGCCAUCAGUCGCAACGUUGAGGAUCCAAAAGAAAGACAAAGAAUGGCGUCCGCCUUGUUUGAACGGUGCUGCAAGGAAGGAUUAGUGGCAUCCAACGUCGCUCAGGCACUCAAGCGUUGCUCUCCAACCCUCUACAAGAGACUUCCGACGGCUUUACCUGACCAAUGGAAACGCAAUGUAAAAGAGACUAUGGCUGCCGUCGCCAAUAGACCUCACCGUAGACAUAGAGCAUAGACAAGUUAAAUUCGAAUAGAGCGUUACUAUAGCUUUG
Molecule: messenger RNA, 3649 nt
Organism: Seminavis robusta
Lineage: Eukaryota; Bacillariophyta; Bacillariophyceae; Naviculales; Naviculaceae
Source: the annotation of a GenBank genome assembly